Messenger RNA from Paramecium pentaurelia, 4684 nucleotides. The record is from the annotation of a GenBank genome assembly. NCBI's taxonomy places the organism in Eukaryota, Ciliophora, Oligohymenophorea, Peniculida, Parameciidae.
AUGAAGGUUGAUGAUAUCAACAAAACUAUCGUAAAGGAUAGUGAGAUAAGUGAUGAAGAGAUAAAUUAAGAUGAACCAAAUUAGUCUAAAUUAAAAUAUGUAAUAAUGAUUCUUGGGUGUUUAUUAAUGUUUGGAAACAAUUAUUCAUUUGAUAAUCCAUAAGCACUACAAAAAUAAUUAACAUAAGAUUUAGAUAUAUCAAUAUCAAAUUAUAACCUAUUAUAUUCUGCAUUCUCAUUUCCAAAUAUAUUUUUAACUUUGAUUGGAGGAUUUAUUAUAGAUUUUUUGGGUAAUAUGUGAAUAUCAAUUUUAGGUGUAAGAUUCGGGAUCAUUCUAUUUAGUGCAAUAGUUGUAGUAGCUUAAACCAUUGUAGCAUUGGGAGGAGCAUUUAAAAUCUUCUGGAUUAUGUUAGUUGGAAGAAUCAUAUUUGGAUGUGCAUCUGAAAAUUUAGUGAUAGCAUAAGCAGCUAUAAUCUGUAAGUGGUUUAGAGGAAAAGAACUAUCAACUGUACUUAAUAAUUCAAAACUAUAUUUAAGGCAAUUGGUUACAUUAUGACAGUACCUGAAUUAGCUAGUGCUGCUAACUCAUUUCUUACUCCUAUGCUUUAUGAAUCAUAUUAGGGAUUGACAUAUCCAUUAUUUUUUAGUGUAAUUCUUUGUAUAUUUUCAUUUGUGUGUGCAGUAGUCUUAUGUAUAUUGGAUAAAAAGAAUGAAUUAAAUAAAUUGAGUAUAUAUUUAUAAUAAGAAGAGGGUUAAUUUAUAAUUGAAGAAUAAGAAGAAGAAGAGGGUGAAGAAGGUGAAUAAUAAAAGGAUGAUAUUGAGAGAGUAUCAUUUAAAGACAUUAAAAAUUUAAAUGGAACAUUUUGGAUCUUAGUAUUAAUAUGUACUUUAACAUUGGGAUCUUAUACUCCAUUUCUAGAUGAUGCCAAUGAUUUUUUAUAGGAAAAGUUUGAAUUUACGAAUGUUUAAGCAGGAAAAGUGUUGACUAUCCCAUAUUUAAUGGCAGGUAUUUUUGAGACAAUUUAGCAAUCACCAGUCCCUUUUUUGGGCCAUACAUAGACAAAGUAGGAAAAAGAAGAAAAUUCAUUUUAAUAACCUGUGUUCUAUUUACUCUAACUCAUUUUGCAUUUGGAAUGAUGCCAAAUGGUUAACAUGGAUAACCUAAUUGGUUUUCUGUUAUACCUUUGAUGUUUUUAGGAUCCAGUUAUGCUUUAUAUUCAUGUGUGUUAAUUCCAUCUAUUUAAUAUAUUGUUGCAGAAAAGGUUGUUGGAACAGCAUUUGGUUUAUUAGGAAUGUUUGAGAGUGUUGCCUUGGCGUUCUUUCCAAUAAUAGCAGGCUAUAUUGUAGAAAUAUCAGAGGACCCUUAAUAAGGAUAUUCAAAUGUAGGAUUAUUCUUUUCUGGAAUAUCCUUAUUUGGAAUCAUAUUUACUCUCUCUUUAUAUUUUUUUGAUAAAAAGAGUUCCAUGAUUUUAGAUUUUGUACAUCCAGAGGAUCCUUCUGAUUUGGAAAAGAAAAUGCUUAGAACUACAAAAUCUGAAUCUAGUAGUGAUGAAGAGGAUGAUGAUUCAAGUGAUGAAGAUUCAGAUGAUGAUUAAUUUAAAAAGAAAAAAGUGUGUAAAAGUUAUUCUAGUUUAAAAAGUAAGAAAUUAUUAACAUCUCCUUAAUUGAGAACUAGAAGUUUAUACAAUUGAUAUUUUAGCUUAUUCAUAUAUAUAAGAUGUUCAUAUUAUAUUAUUAUUAUUAUUAAUGUUUUUUAUUAUAGCGUUUUUGUCUUUAUAGCUAUCUGUAUAUUCUAAGAAUUUAAGAGAAAACUUAUUAGUGGGAUAAACUAAAAGAUUCAACAUUGAGAAAAACGAUGAAAAUAUGAUAUAUGUUCAUUUGAUACCUCAUUCUCAUGAUGAUGUUGGAUGGCUCAAAACUUAUGAAGAAUAUUAUUAUGGUUUAAAUAAUAAAGUUUAAUGGGCAGGAAUAUAAUACACUAUAGAUAGUGUUGUAAGAUCAUUAUUCUUUGAUUAAACUAAAAAGUUUAUAUAAGUUGAAAUUGCCUUUUUUAAAUUGUAAUUUGUUUAAUAACUAAAAAAAGGUGGUGGGAUGAAUAAAAUGAUGAUGUGAGAAAUAAGACUAAAUACUUAAUUAAAAAUGGAUAAUUAGAAUUCAUAAAUGGAGGUUGGUGUAUGAAUGAUGAAGCUACAGCAUAUUAUGAAGAUAUAAUAGAUUAAAUGACUUUAGGACAUUAAUGGAUAUUAGAUAGAUUCUAAAUUAAACCAACUAUAGGAUGGUAAUUAGAUCCUUUUGGUCAUACUUCUGCAUAAGCUGAGUUAUUUGCUCUAAUGGGUUUUGAUGCUUGGUUUUUCAGUCGUAUUGAUUACUAAGAUAUGAAUUUAAGAAAAGAAUAAUAGAAGAUGGAAUUGAUAUCAAUAGUUGAUUAAUAUUCCAUCUUUACUCAUAUAAAUUAUAAUCAUUAUGAAGCACCUCCAUAAUUUAGUUUUGAUUCUUUACAUUCUUAAGAUCCAAUUGUAGAUAAUUAAAAUAGCAUACAUUAUAAUGUAGAUAAAAGAGCAGAAGUAUUAGUGGAUUAUUUUAAAUCAUAACAUUAAAGUUAUAUAGGCAAUAUCUUAAUGCAUACAUUAGGUACAGAUUUUGGUUGGUCUAAUGCAUAAAUGUAUUAUACAAAUAUAGAUCGUUUGAUCAAAUAUAUUAAUUCAAAUAAGUAAAAAUACAAUAUGUAAAUAAUGUAUUCUACUCCAUCUUAAUAUUUAUAAGCUAUUAAUUAAUUAAAUUAAUAAUAUCCUACAAAAACAGAUGAUUUUAUGCCAUAUGCUGAUAGACCUAAUGCUUAUUGGACAGGAUAUUUCACUAGUAGAGUAUCCUUAAAAUUAUUAAUAAAAUAAUUAGGAAGAUUUGCUUAAAUUUAAAGAAGAUUUGUAUCAACUCUAUUAUUAAAUGGAAAAUCUUAAUAUAUUUAAGUGAAUCGUUAAUAAAUAAUAGAUGCUUAAUAAAUAUUAGAUUAAGCUUUAGCAACUAAUUAACAUCAUGAUGCAGUUACAGGUACAGCUAAAUAACAUGUUACAAAUGAUUAUAUUGAAAUGUUAUGUAAUGGACAUCAUAAGAUUAGUCAGCAAUUAUAUUAAAUAAUGAAAGAACUAAUUGAAUUUGAAAUUCAAGAUGAAACAUCUUAAAUAGUAUUUGAAGAAUGUAAUUUUAAUUAAACUGCAUCAUCUUGUUAACUUGUUUAUGAAUAAUUAAAAAAUGGAAAUGCUGUUUAGAUUAAUAUGAUUGAUAAUAAAAAUAUUCCAUUAUAAGAUUAUGUGAGAAUUAAAGUACCUAAAUUAAAUUUAAUCAUCUAUGAUUAAACAAAUAAAAUUAUUAAUGGUGAUAUAAUAUGUAUUAAUAAUGAUGAUGAUUGUGAAUUGUAUUUCAUUUAUAAUAGAAAUCCAAAAUAAAUUAUUGAAUAUUUUAGAAUAUUACCAAAUCAAGAAAAUCCAAGUGCAAUUAUAAUUUAACCAUAAUCAGAAUCUUUAAAAUACAAUAGUUCUUAAGAUUAUAUUUCACUUAAUAACUCAAAAUAAUUUAAAUUAACAUACAAAUACUAUAUUUCAUCAGAAGAUAAAUAAUAUAGUGGUGCUUAUAUCUUUAGACCUAAUGAUGAUUCUAUUGAAUUUGGAGAAAUAAAAAAUCAUAAAUUAUAUAUUGGUAGACUAAUCUAAAUAUUCUAUAUUGAAAGAGAUUAAGUAAAUACAAAAAUUAAGAAAUUAUAACAUAUGGAUGAUACAUAUGAAAUAGAAUCAUAUAUAACUGAUAUACCAAUACAAAAAGAAAAUGGAAAAGAAGUUGUAAUGAUUAUAUCAACAGAUAUCUAAAAUGAUGAUACAUUUUAUACAGAUAGUAGUGGUAUGAGAAUGUAAUAAAGGAAAUUAAAUUAUAGACCUACUUGGGAUCUAGAAGUACAUUAACCAAUAGCAGGUAAUUAUUAUCCAGUUAAUGGAAUCUUAUAAAUCUAAAAUAAUCAAACAGGAGAAGUAGCAGCUAUUCUAAAUGAUAGAUCAUAAGGUGGAACAAGUUUACAUUCAGGAGAAUUAGAAUUAAUGAUUCAUAGAAGAUUAUUAAAGGAUGAUGCAAGAGGAGUUGGAGAACCAUUAAAUGAAAAAUAAUCUAAUGGUAGAGGAUUAAAUUAGAACUUUUAACAUACAUUAACAUUUUUUAAUAAAAAUAAUUUACCAAAUUAAGCAAGAUAAUUGUAAUAUCUUUAAGAUUUAAAGCCAAUUCUUAUAUUUAGUAAUUGCAAAAAUGAAGUAUUUCCUUAACCUGUUAAAUCUUUUAAAAUUACAUAUCCAAGAGAUUUAGAAAAAAUGUUCACACCAAAUGGUUAAGCUAUAACAAAAUUUUAUUUAUAAACUAUUGGUGUUGAUUAAUAUAUUUAUAGAAUUCAUAAUUUAGGAGAAGAAGGAACAUUUUAAGUGCCAGAAUUAGAUUAAUUUUAAAUAGUAGAAACUACUCUUACAGGUAAUCAAUUAUGGACUGAAUGGUUAGACAAAAAAUUAAGUAAAUUAUCUCUAUAUUUUAGAUUGGAAAGUAUAGGAAGGAUUACAAUAACCAAAAGAUUAACCAGUACAUAAUGAAACUGUGUUACCAUAACAAUUAAGAACUUUCAGACUUACUAAAAAGAGUAAUUCUAAUUAAUGAGU